UGACUUUGUUGCUGCGAUAUAAAAAACUGGAAAUGGAGCCUUUUUUUCUACCGUUCGUUUGUUAACAGAUUUGCUCAUGUUUCCUAUUGGAAGGAUGGGCGAAAAGAGCAAUUACUCGCCUACAGUCGCCAUCAUCGGCUCAGGGUUCAGCGGGAUAUGUGCAGCUAUUCAGUUGAAGAAGAACUUUGGUAUCGAUGCUCAGUUAUAUGAAGCGAGCUCGGAUAUCGGCGGUACAUGGCACGCGAAUACGUAUCCUGGAUGUGCCUGUGAUGUACCCAGCCAUCUGUAUUCACUCAGUUUCGAACUAAAUCCAAAUUGGUCGCAGAAAUACAGCGGACAGGCCGAGAUCCACAGCUACUUGCAGGGGAUCGCAAAAAAGUAUGGACUUUAUGACCAUACCUUGCUACAGACAAAAGUGGUACAAAUCACAUGGUUGUCCGAUAUCAAUCAAUGGCGGCUAGAAUACCGCCAUCUGAUGGAUGAUGAAAAAGAGAACCAUGUUGCAUACUAUGACAUUGUAUUUGCUGGAUUAGGUCCGCUCCGCGUGCCGCAUAUUCCAGAGGAAUACAAGGGAUUUCAAGGCACGAUAGUGCAUACGACGCAAUGGGACUCGAAUGUUGAUUUCAACAAUAAGCGAGUCGCCAUCAUUGGUAAUGGAGCCAGUGCUAUCCAGGUCAUUCCGGAGAUUGCCAAAGUGGCUUCUACUCUCUACAGCUAUCAGCGAACGCCGACUUGGCUGGUACCAAAAGGGCAAUACCGAUACUGGGGCUGGGUCAAAAAGCUAUUCUCUAUGGUGCCUUUGCUCAUGAAAUUUCAUCGUUUAACCUUAUUCCUCGUGCAAGAAUGCAUGUUUCCUUCCUUCAAAAAAGAAAAUUCAUGGAUAGCCAGGUUGACACGACGGAUAUUGGCGUGGGAUAUGCGUCGUCGUUUGGUGAAGCAAGGUCGUGCGGAUUUGGUUCCGUUGUUGAUUCCUUCGUAUCCGGUGGGAUGCAAGCGUAUUGUAAGAACCGACGAUUAUCUCGAAACUUUAUCACGCAAAAAUGUGGUUGUGAAAAUGGGGCAUAUUACUGAUGUCCAUGGAAGAACCAUUGCUCAUGAGGAUGGAUCGGAGCAGGAAGUGGAUAUUUUGAUUUUGGCUACUGGUUUUGAUGUGGCUGGUUCGCUCGCCAGUGUCAAAGUUUAUGGACGCAACAAUGUACAGUUGAACAAACUGUGGAGCAUGUCUAUUCCAAAAACGUUUGCUACCACCAGUAUUCACAACUUUCCAAAUUUCUUUAUGAUGCUGGGUCCUAAUUCUGGUCUUGGGCAUAAUUCAGUGGUGUUGAUGAUUGAAGGUCAAGUGAAUCAUGCCAUGAAAUGCAUACGCUACAUGAAGGAUCAUAACUUGCAGGCACUCGAGGCAAAGCAGGAUUCGCAAGAAGCUUUUGCCAAGAAAAUGGCCAAGGAACUGAAAGGAACGGUAUGGGCGGGCAACUGUACUUCCUUUUACAAGACCAAGUCUGGUAUAAUUACUGGUUUAUGGCCUCGCAAUGUCAUGUCCUUUUGGUCGUAUCUGAGCGCCAUUGACAUUGCAAAGAAUUAUAUUCAUUACCAAAAAACCAACUAGUAGUUAUUGUAAGAUCAGGGUUUUCGACUCUUUGGUUGUUUGCUCCUCUGAAACGUAUUACAAUUGAAUCGACAAUGAUAAUAAACGCAGUAUUAUUUAAAGGGGGUU
This is a messenger RNA of Radiomyces spectabilis, 1714 nucleotides long. RefSeq lists its product as uncharacterized. NCBI's taxonomy places the organism in Eukaryota, Fungi, Mucoromycota, Mucoromycetes, Mucorales, Radiomycetaceae. The record is from RefSeq and is a predicted model, not a curated record. Gene Ontology annotation, molecular function: flavin adenine dinucleotide binding; N,N-dimethylaniline monooxygenase activity; NADP binding. The transcript is spliced from 8 exons. The coding region runs from base 77 to 1606 and encodes 509 amino acids.